UCAUGGCAAGUAAAACGUCAAAAUAAAAUUUUUAAAAGUCCAUUCUGGUACGGGUGAGGGUGGAUUUUUUACAAAAUGGUUCAAAAAGGGGAAUCUCCUCCCGAUGAUAAUCUUUUUAGAGGAUUUAUAUCAGCUUUGUACAACACCCUAGAUGUUCCUGUAACCUGGUUCAGAGAAAAAGUUGUUGAACCAAAUCAGAAAAAGUAUCCGUGGUACCAUCAGCAAUACCGCCGUGUACCGACCAUCGAUCAAUGUUAUAGCGACGAUGUUGUUUGCGACUUUGAAGCCAAUUUGCAAUUCAAGCGUGAUAGAGCUGUGGAUUCCGAAAUCUUGAACAUUCUCCGUAUGCGUUAUGAAGAUUGUAUGAUGUAUGAAAGCCCAGAUCACCUCACCACUUGCAAACCUCUGUGGGAAAAAUACAAGAACGCUGAAGAAGCUUGGUUCAUUAAGUAUGGUGAUCUGGGAGCGUAUGCUGAUGCAAGGAAGGCAUACAUGAAACAAAAGCAUCGCAUGAUCUGGGAGAGACGUCACGGACCUUUGUCCGAUCAGACCAAGUGAUUUUUAUUAAAUGUUUAAUAGUAGAUAUAAUAUAUCAUUGCAAAUAAACAAAUCCUAGUGCAAA
Danaus plexippus (monarch butterfly) is the source of this 622-nucleotide messenger RNA. It is a transcript of the gene ND-PDSW, whose product is annotated as NADH dehydrogenase [ubiquinone] 1 beta subcomplex subunit 10. The coding region runs from base 76 to 558 and encodes 160 amino acids. The record is from RefSeq and is a predicted model, not a curated record. Lineage: Eukaryota; Metazoa; Arthropoda; Insecta; Lepidoptera; Nymphalidae. The transcript is spliced from 4 exons.